CUCAUAACGCAAUCGAGUAUUCAAAGGUAAACACGAAAAUACAAUGCAGACCACUGCAGUGACGAUAAUUGCACUCGUAAUUUGCGUUGGGUAUGGCCACAAUGCUGAGACGGAAGAUGAAGUGUCGAACUUCUCCAAAGAACUUUCGAAACUGGCGAAGACCGGGGAAUUUUCUCCGGAAUUGGAAGCCAUGAUUGACGAACUGGCAUUCCCGAAAAAUUGGUACUUAGACCCACACGCUACCAUCGAUCAUGCGAGCUUACGAACAAACUGCAAAGCCUGCAAGGCCUUCGCAAGAAGUUUCAUAGAAUUAAGACGAGGUGGAACACCCCAGGAGGACAUCCUCGAGGCGCUCACUAAAUCAUGCGUUCGGGUGAACCUACAGACUGAGACUGUUUGUCGAGGAUUCAUAGAAUUGAACCAGCCAGUCUUCUCCUGGAUUCUCGAUCAUGACCCGACGGUCACCGAGGACGACUUCUGCGCCCUUCCUCUUCAGAACUCUGACUGCGGCCCUCCGCCAGGGAGGUUCGAGUGGACCGUCGACCUCGAUCAGAACCCACCGAAGUUGAUCGACGCAACACCAUCAGAGGAGCAUUUCAAAAUUGUCCACCUGUCGGAUAUUCAUUACGAUCCGCUGUACGAACCCUUCGGAAAUGCGGUCUGCGAUCAGCCCAAUUGCUGCAAAAAGGGACAGGGACCCUCUGCUGACGGGGUGGAACCUGCUGGCUACUGGGGGGACUAUCGCUCCUGCGAUACUCCCUGGCAUGCGGUUCUCGAUGCUUUCACUCACGUAAACAUCACUCAUCCGGACGCUGAAUUCAUUUAUUACACUGGCGACAUCGUGGAUCAUGGGGGAUGGGAAACAACGCGAGAGGGAAACGAGCAGAGUAUGCUGGAUGUCUUUGAAGCCAUGAAGAAGACGUUUGGAGGAACCCCGGUGUUUCCUGUCGUUGGCAACCACGAGGCCAAUCCUCUGAAUAUAUUUGCUCCUUCAACUGUUGACGAUGAGGGAAUGUCAACGAAAUGGCUCUACCAGUUGUUAGCAGAUAUCUGGAUUGAUUCUGGGUGGCUCCCGGAGUCCACCAGAGGCACAAUCCUCGAGGGUGGAUUCUACACAGUCUCGCCCAGAAAAGGCUUUCGGAUCAUUGCACUCAACAAUAACGUGGGCUACACAAAUAAUUGGUGGCUCAUCUACGAGCCCAACGACCUAGGAGGCCAACUGAAAUGGCUGGUGGAGACACUCCUCAAUGCUGAGGAAAACGCUGAAUUCGUCCACAUCCUGAGCCACGUACCCUCGGGCAACCCGGACCAACAGAACACCUGGAGUCGAGAAUAUCGAAGGAUCGUCAACCGAUUUUCCCACAUAAUCGCUGGGCAAUUCAACGGUCACACUCACAGGGACGAGUUCAAUAUUUUCUACGACCCCCACGACUACUCCAAGGUAGUCAGCGUGGCCUGGAACGGCGGCAGCCUGACGACGUGGGUUUUUGUCAAUCCAAAUUACAGGACAUGCACAGUCAACAGCAAGACUUAUGAAGUGGAAGACCUAGACAAUUGGAUGUAUGACAUGACAGAAGCUAAUUUAACCCCUGGAAAGCCUCCGGAUUGGGUGAAAUCCUAUUCCUUCAAAGAUGAAUAUGGCCUCAAAGAUUUGUCGAAGAACAGUAUUCGUGAUUUAGUCGUUGAACUGGCGAAGGAAGGCUCUAAGGCGUCGACUUAUAACAGCCACGCGUCCAAAGACGCUAAAAUCGACUGGAAACCUUCGGGUUGUGAUCAGGAAUGCGCUCUUGAGAAUGCCUGCAAGAUCGUCACCAGUGUUAACAACAACAAUACGGAUUGUAAUUACCUCAAAGGACUGAAUUCGGAAAUAAAGAGUAGAUAAUUAUUCAACUUCAA
Diachasma alloeum is the source of this 1896-nucleotide messenger RNA. Its product is annotated as sphingomyelin phosphodiesterase. The transcript has 8 exons. Gene Ontology annotation, molecular function: acid sphingomyelin phosphodiesterase activity. Gene Ontology annotation, cellular component: lysosome. The record is from RefSeq and is a predicted model, not a curated record. Gene Ontology annotation, biological process: ceramide biosynthetic process; sphingomyelin catabolic process. Lineage: Eukaryota; Metazoa; Arthropoda; Insecta; Hymenoptera; Braconidae. The coding region runs from base 44 to 1882 and encodes 612 amino acids.